Messenger RNA from Olea europaea var. sylvestris, 813 nucleotides. RefSeq lists its product as uncharacterized. Lineage: Eukaryota; Viridiplantae; Streptophyta; Magnoliopsida; Lamiales; Oleaceae. The coding region runs from base 296 to 808 and encodes 170 amino acids. The record is from RefSeq and is a predicted model, not a curated record. The transcript has 2 exons.
CUUCUGUUAAUUUUGCAAAAUAUAGAAUUAAAUUAAGGUAGAAAAUUAGUUAACGUUUGACUGACAAUACUGACAAGAAGAAGAAAACUCAUGGUGUCUGAAAGAAUUGGGUUAUCCAUGAUUCUAUAUCUACAAACAUUAUGCAGCAAUCUUCUCUAAAGCUUCGAAUCUUCAUUUGCCUGCAUUAUUUCUCAGUUCCAUUCUCAACAAUUUCACGUUACUUUCUUAAUUUAUCCAAAAAAUCGGAAAACGGUUCCCAUUUUUUGUUACAGCUUCAGCAUCAAUCCUACAAUCAAUGAGACGCAUAUCGGUGUUUCUCAUAUUAUGUGUUUUGUAUUUAUUUUUGGGGUAUUCGGGUUCCACAGGAGAAUAUUAUAAGGGCCACAAUAGUGUUACAGGGAAAAAAUUCAAUGGCGUUUUUCAAGCCCCAGCUCGCCGGUCUCUGUUAUCGGAUGCGAUACAGGGUACUGAAACUGAUACUGCAUUGGUGGCUGGUCUGGAUGGUACAAUUUAUUUAUUGGAGCUUGGUUCUACGAAACCUCUCUGGUCAUUUUCAUCAGGACAAACAAUAUACUCAUCAUAUCAGGCCUCUGUCAAUGAUACGGAAAAUGUAUCCGGAAUAGGAGGCCAUUACUUCAUUGAUUGUGGGGAUGACUGGGAAUUAUACGCACACAACAGCCUUGGCGGCAAACUGGUACGAUUGAUUACUUACAGAGUUCUUGUUGAAGUAUUGCUUCUCAUAUGUUCCUAUAAGCAAGUAGUUUUCGAAGUGGCUUUUGUUUUUCUUAUUUUUAAUAGGAUUUUCUAAUAACC